This is a messenger RNA of Zea mays, 2872 nucleotides long. RefSeq names its product R3H domain-containing protein 1. Gene Ontology annotation, molecular function: nucleic acid binding. The record is from RefSeq and is a predicted model, not a curated record. The transcript has 4 exons. NCBI's taxonomy places the organism in Eukaryota, Viridiplantae, Streptophyta, Magnoliopsida, Poales, Poaceae. The coding region runs from base 542 to 1942 and encodes 466 amino acids.
AGGUUUAAUGAGUUACAACCCAUUAACACGAUCUAUAAUAUAUAUGAGAAGGGGUUAGGGUUAGAGCUCUCCACCACAAAUGCAAACCCUGGCCGUCGUCUUCCUCAUACCAGCCGUGAGUCCCUCGCUGCGCACGCGGUGCUAGUACACAUGUGCACGACGUUCGUCCCCGUACGUGUGGACUAUGUGGAAGCGCAGCUGCGACUGUUGCGCUGACACACUGCGGAGGAGGAGACGAUCGUGAUCGGCUAUUUCCUCUUCAUCGACGCGUGCAUAUGUUGUAUCGUGGCUCUAACUCGUUUUCUACUACGCUGUGUGUAUAAGCUGUAAUGAUUCAUGAUCUUUUAAUUGCAAGUUUGGUGCUUGACACCGCGUUCCUGUUCCUACCAUCUACCAACACCUGCACCGCAGAACCAAACCUAGCUGCGCUUCCUCCAGAUCUCGGCGCUCUGGCCCCAUGGCCACCCUCGUUACUAGCUCCAGUCUCUCCGCUCACCGCCCUUGCGCCCUCUAGCUCCGGAUCGCCCGCGCACACGAGGCCAUGGAGCCCGCAGCCGAGGACGUUGCAGCCGCCGCGCCGGACUCGUGGGAAUCGGCCGACAUCGACGGGCCCAUAAGCCGGCUUAUCCUCUCCGCGCGCCGCGUGUCCUCCUCGCCGGACCUCGCUGACAACCCGGACCCGCCCCAGCCGCCGCCUGCGCUGCAGCCGCAGGGCCCGCCUUCGGUUCCCUCGGCUGCGCGCGAGGAUUUGAUGGCUCAGGUCGAUCAGUUCCUACGAGAGGCUCUAGAGAAGCCGAGGGAGAGGCUUUCUGUGCUAAGAAUGGAGCAAGAAAUUUUGAAGUUCAUUGGUGACCCUAGGUUUACAGAGUAUGAAUUCAAUGGUCUUCCAACUUCAUAUUUGCGUCUCGCUGCACAUCGCCUGGCGCAGCAUUACUUCCUGCAGUCCAUUGCCAUACCAGACAACAGUUUGCCUGAUGGAACUGGUUCGCAUAUCAUCCUUCGUAAGACAUCAUCUGAGUGCCAACUGCCUGAUGUCUGCCUUGCAGAUAUUCCAGUUAACCUACCACAAGAAGAAAACAUCUCUGUGGCGAAAGUAGCUAUUAAGCAGAGGCCUCAAAAGAAUCUCCAUGGCAUGAACAGCUCAAGUGCUCACUCCUUUAGAGACAAUCACCAGAAAAGCGUUGAAGAAAGAAAAGAGGAAUACAACAAAGCACGAGCGCGUAUAUUUAACAACGGCGUCAGUAAUGCUACUGAUGGGAGAUCAGCUGAGGAAGUGACUUCACUCACUACUCUUCACAGGUCCACUUCCUUGGAGUUGAACUCAAACAAUAGAAUGGGCCAAGGGGCUGAAAUUACUCUUGAGAGGACCUUGACUACCACUUCAGCUAGCAGCAUGUCAAAUAGAAGCAAGAGUGAUAAGGAGCCUGCAGUCAAUAGAAACAGACAGAACAAUAGGGUUGCAAUUUUCAGAGACCGUGAGUCAGAGCGCAGGGAUCCUGAUUAUGACAGAAGCUAUGACAGGUAUAUGCAAAGAUUUGAUCCUGGAUUUGGAUUUAGUGGAGGGUCAUACACAAUUCGACCUCUGUAUGCCCCUGCUGUUAACUACAACACUGAAUUCCCUCAGCUUGGUUCAGCACACCAAUCACCUGUUGCUGUCGAACAGCAACCUCGUCCAAUAGCUCAGCACAUGCCUGUGACAUGGUCUGCGGCUCAAGCAACCAAUGCAAUUGGCUAUGGGCCAGAUGGUGUCAUGGGGCCUUACAGCCCUGGCCAUAUUCGUGCACCUGUGAGAUCAUCUGUUUUCAUGCAUGCUUCACAGCAAUAUGCCAUACCUUCACGCCCUGGAGUUCCAUUUGUACAUCCACAGGAAUCCAUGGGACCAUUUGCACAAACUCACCAACAACAAUCUAAUGCUAGUUUGCGCUUUGCUCGGCCCUGGUGAGGGGCGCCGUGCAUGCCUGCACCUGCCAGUGUGCAAUGAACACAUUACCCUUCGUUUUGCUGGCAGAUGGUAGCAGGCAUUAAAGAACCCAGAGGUGUAAGGCAGAGUCAGCCAUCCAUUUGAUAUUGUCAGCCUGUACACACUCUCGGUGUAGUUGCUCCCUGGUCCCUGCAUACUGAGAUGCAGGAGGGACACUUCAUACUCUGUACUCUAAACAGAAGCAACUCGAGGUUUAUUGGGCAACCCCUCUUCCAAUCCACAAGAAGCUGGGAGGUGAAGCUUGGGCUGUGGGGCCACCUGCAUGCCCCUUUCAACUUCCUUCUGUUGCUUGCUCCUCACAGGUUGAGAUGCUGAAGGAGCACAUCUUGCCCUAUUUGAAUGGGCUCUGUUGUCGAAGGACUGAUGACGAUGAUGAAAAAUUGGGAUUCGCAGUGAGUGGGCGAUCAGGGAGGAGAGCAAAGAUUGGGGUGGUCCAGUAUGUGAACAGGCGACAGGGAUGUGGGUUAGUGCAGUUCUCACGUUUCUUUUUUGCUUAAUACUUGGUCCUCUUGGCACUUAUUGAUGAAGAUGAACCAUAUGCAGCCCCAUUGUGCAUAGGAUGGUUGCCGGGUUGAACUGAGGAGGCAUGAAGAGGACGUUGUUUCUUGCUUUGCCUAGUGCGGGCCCGGCACCAUUGUUGAUCAGGUUUAGAAGCAGAGGCAUCUCUGUUGACACAAUUGAUGGUCAGGUUUACAAGCAGACUCAUCUGGUAGUCAGUGUUGUGUUGUAAAUUAAUGAGUGUUAUUGAAUUACCGAACCUAUUUCUUGUACCAUGCAUGACAAGCAACGACACUAGUUAUGAUCAUGACGAAUCAUGUAACAGACCUGUUUACUGCAGUGCAGUGUUUAAUGUUAGACCGGGUUAUUUGCUUGUGUUUGGUAGUUGUUUAA